AUGGCUCGUGCGAGCAUGGCAAGUGACGCAGCGACGAUGGACGUGGAUACGGCGCUGAGCAUGUCGAGUUCAGACGCCGCUGCAUCCUCGUCGCAGGUACACGUCCUGUCGCCCCAACCGGCAGCCGACGACCCGUUUCCCACGGCGGGCCCGGCGUCGACGCACAUGCGCAAACGCGACGCACCAGGCGACUCGGUCGCGGUGACCACGACCAAUGUACGCUACGCUAUCGGUCUUCUUGGCUCGUGCUUCACGGCGCCCCAGGGCACGUACCUGUGUACGUCGCCGUCGAUGCAGCCUACGUUUAACAACUCGUGGCUCGCCACAACGCCGGGUCUCGCGAUCGAUACGACCGGCAUGCUGCCCGCACUGCACGCCGAGCCGUCGUUGGUCCUUGUAUGCCUUCUUGUCUUGAUCCUCGCGAGUGGCCUGCAGGUGCGGCGCGUCCACCUCGAGGCAUGCAAGGCGACGUGCACGCUACCAACCCGCCGCCUCCUCGCCGCGCUGCGCAUCUGCACCUAUGUCCAGGACGGCGCGGCAGUCGUCCUAUUUGUCCUCAUGAUCUACCUGCGCAUCCAAGUCUCGCACGCGAACGACGCGUUUAAUACGACCAACGGAAAGCGCGCGAUCGGCGCGCCGGCGCUCGCACACCCCGGCGUGGUCCCUACCCCCCUCACGCUCGACGCCAAUGUCGGCACGGCCUUUAGCUGCGUGUGCAUCUCUUCUGUGCUCUUUUGCGCGCUUGCGCGCUGGGAGCGCAUGCGCCUCGCGCGCGAGACGCCGCUCGAAGGCACGGACGAAGAGGCGGACCAGCGGUGGUCGCGCUUUAUGCGCAUGCCCAUGACCGAGACCCUGCGGCCCACCUCGCGGCCCAUUACGAUUUCCGCGCCGCGCCCUAUAUAUACGCCCGACUCGGUCCCGGUCAAGCACGAGGCGUGGAUGGGAAUCGAGCGCCGGCGCCUGCACCCCUACCCCGACGUGCACCUCCGCACGGACCUCGCUUAG
This is a messenger RNA of Malassezia japonica, 1005 nucleotides long. RefSeq lists its product as uncharacterized. The coding region runs from base 1 to 1005 and encodes 334 amino acids. The record is from RefSeq and is a predicted model, not a curated record. The transcript has a single exon. Lineage: Eukaryota; Fungi; Basidiomycota; Malasseziomycetes; Malasseziales; Malasseziaceae.